GCCUAAACCUUUCCAGGGCUCUGCUUUUUGGGGCUGCCCAUCCCUCGGGCUGCGAGGAAGGACAUACGCCCAGCAUCGGACGAAGAAGAAAAACUUGUCGGAGGGGUUUCGCCAGCCCACGAGCCACCCCCUUACCGCAAACCUAAACCUCCCACCGGGGCCAUCCCGAGACUGAGGAAAGUUCCUUCAGAGCCUACAGUCCUCUUGGAUUUGGAGGCGGCCGUGGCGCUGUAUGUGGAAUUAGAUCUGUUUUGAACCCAGUGGAGCGCAUCGCUGGGGCUCGGAAGUCACCGUCUGCGGGCACAGGGGUGGCGCUGCCACUGUAGGGAACCGACAGUUUGCCAGCCCCAGCUGCAAGUGGCCUUUCUUCCCAGCAGUUGUGCAGUGUCGGUGAGGGCUGCGAGUGUGGCAAGUUGCAGAGAGAGCCCCGGAGGUCCGGAGAGGGCUGCGCUCCUGCUCGCGCUCGGCUCUUCCUCUUCUUGGCUCUGCGGUGUGAAAUCCCAGCGAAAUUUGCAAAGGCCUUGGGGUCCCGCGGAGACCACUAGCCAGCGUCAGGCCGGGUUGCCCCUAUUUCCCGCGGGAGUCCCAGAGAACCGAGCGCUAGGGAAGGACUGGCGGGGGCCAGUAGGGAGGUGGCGACGGCGGCAUGGCGAGCUUCCCGAGGGCCGACCUGGCCGCUGCUGGAGUUGUGUUACUUUGCCACUUUUUAAUGGACGGGUUUCAGUUCGCGGAAGGGAAGCCAGGAAACCAAAUCCACGACUGGCAGUAUGAUGUUGCUCAGGCCCUGCCUCGGACAGCAGAGGACGUGGCUGUGGAUUUACACUCCUACAGCCACAGGUGGAAAAGGAACCUGGACUCCCUCAAGGCGGUGGACACGAACAGAGCAAGCAUGGGCCAGGACUCUGCAGAGCCACGAGGCUUCACGGACCUGUUACUGGACGACGGGCAGGACAACAACACGCAGAUUGAGGAGGACACAGAUCACAAUUACUAUAUAUCUCGGAUGUAUGGUCCAUCUGAUUCUGCCAGCCGGGAUUUGUGGGUGAACAUAGACCAAAUGGAAAAAGACAAAGUGAAGAUUCAUGGAAUCCUGUCCAAUACUCAUCGGCAAGCUGCGAGAGUGAAUCUGUCCUUCGAUUUUCCAUUUUAUGGCCAUUUCCUACGUGAAAUCACUGUGGCAACUGGAGGUUUCAUAUACACAGGAGAAGUUGUACAUCGAAUGCUCACAGCAACACAGUACAUAGCACCUUUAAUGGCAAAUUUCGAUCCCAGUGUAUCCAGAAAUUCAACCGUCAGAUACUUUGAUAAUGGCACAGCCCUUGUUGUCCAGUGGGACCAUGUACAUCUCCAGGAUAAUUACAACUUGGGAAGCUUCACGUUCCAGGCAACCCUCCUCAUGGACGGACGCAUCAUCUUUGGAUACAAAGAAAUUCCUGUCUUGGUCACGCAGAUAAGUUCGACCAACCACCCCGUGAAAGUGGGGCUGUCUGAUGCAUUUGUCGUGGUCCACAGGAUCCAGCAAAUUCCCAAUGUUCGAAGAAGAACAAUUUAUGAAUACCACCGAGUAGAGCUGCAAAUGUCCAAAAUUACCAACAUUUCGGCUGUGGAGAUGACCCCCUUGCCUACAUGUCUGCAGUUCAAUGGCUGUGGCCCCUGCGUAUCCUCCCAGAUUGGCUUCAACUGCAGCUGGUGUAGUAAACUUCAAAGAUGUUCCAGUGGAUUUGAUCGCCACCGGCAGGACUGGGUGGACAGUGGAUGUCCUGAAGAGUCCAAAGAGAAGAUGUGUGAGAAUACAGAGCCAGUGGAAACUUCUUCUCAAACCACCACAACCAUUCAAGCAACAACCACGCACUUCAGGGUCUUAACCACCACCAGAAGAUCAGCCACAUCCCAGCCGCCUACCAGCCUCCCCACAGAAGAUGAUACCAAGAUAGCACUACACCUGAAAGAUAAUGGAGCGUCCACAGAUGACAGUGCAGCCGAGAAGAAAGGGGGAUCCCUCCACGCUGGCCUCAUCGUCGGGAUUCUCAUCCUGGUCCUCAUCAUAGCCGCAGCCAUCCUUGUGACAGUCUAUAUGUAUCACCACCCAACGUCGGCAGCCAGCAUCUUCUUCAUCGAGAGACGCCCAAGCAGAUGGCCUGCAAUGAAAUUUCGAAGAGGUUCUGGACAUCCUGCUUAUGCUGAAGUUGAACCAGUUGGAGAGAAAGAAGGUUUUAUUGUAUCAGAGCAGUGCUAAAAUCUGUAGGACAGAACGGCACCAGUACUGGUUUACAGGUGUUAAGACUAAAAUUUUGCCUAUACCUUUAAGACAAACAGACAAACACACACACACAAAGGAGCCCUAAGCUGCAGUAUCCUGAAGGAGACAAGAUUUCUGGACAAGCCCUGCCCAAGAAGGGUAAAAGAAAAACUAAAAGUUAUACAAGAUACCAUUUACACUGAACAUAGAAUUCCCUAGUGGAAUAAUUAAUACCUAUAGUUCACUCAGAACAUCUGGUAUGGACUUAUCUGAAGUUAUGAAAAGAUUCCAGUGCUUUUGGCUUAGGUGCAGGGUUGCAAAGGGAUCAAGAAAAAAUAAUAAUAAAGCUUUAGUUCACAAGGGAUCUAAACCUUUGGUUCAAAUGUUCUUCUCUGAUGUCUCAAAGGUAACUGUGUUCCAAAGCCUGAACUCUUUUACUCAAAAGAGCAAUGAUGAAUGUUUCAAGAUUGCUAAGGAAAAAAAAACAUGCAGAAACAAAAACAAACACAGAAUCAGAGAUUUUCUAUCUUUUC
Messenger RNA from Otolemur garnettii (small-eared galago), 2772 nucleotides. It is a transcript of the gene PLXDC2, whose product is annotated as plexin domain containing 2. NCBI's taxonomy places the organism in Eukaryota, Metazoa, Chordata, Mammalia, Primates, Galagidae. The coding region runs from base 647 to 2236 and encodes 529 amino acids. The record is from RefSeq and is a predicted model, not a curated record. The transcript has 14 exons.